UACGAAGAAAAUAAACAUGGAACAGUGCGUGUUCGAUGUUUGCCGAAUCUUGACGCUAGUGCGCGCUAAAAUGUUUAACGCUACAGAGAAUUUUAACGAAACUGAAUUCAAAAUGUGGCUUGAAUUUAUUGAUAGAAUGAUAGCUGAAGAAUCGGCCGUUUUACGUACUUUGACAAUAAUUUCAAUGUACAUUAUGUUCUUCGCCAGCGUUAUUGGAAACAGCAUAACCUGUAUUGUUAUUUACUACGAUAGAAGCAUGCACACGGCUACAAACUUUUAUCUGUUCAACUUGGCAAUAUCAGAUCUUAUUGUCUCUUUUAUACUAAUCUUCGAAGGGAACGAACUCAAAAUCCAACUUCCUUCUGAAACCCUUUCCUACAUCCAUUUAGGAAGAGUGGCGUGCAAAACAUACUUCAUAGUGAUAGGAGCUCUUUGGAAUAACAGUAUAUUAAUUCUGACAGCGUUAUCAAUAGAGAGGUACGUAGCGAUCUGCUACCCUCUGCUUUUAAAGACGAAGUCAGUGUGGCGGAGGGUGACGAAGAUAAUCGUGGUGAUAUGGAUCAUAGCGAUCAUGGAGACGGUGCCAGAGUUGUGGACAACGGAUCUGUUGACUACGUCGAAGUAUUCACUGUGUUUCAUGGUACCGACGCCAUACACGAAAAUAGUAAACGGUGUGAUGGCAGUGCUCACGUUUAUUUUACCGUUGAGUAUCAUGACUUUUGUGUACUCGAUGAUCGCGUGGGAGCUGCGAACCUCGCAGAAGUGUCGAUCACACGACAACGCCUCCAAUCAACGCUACAACAGAAGAAAAGUGCGCAAGCUCAUUGUAGUUCUCACGCUCGCGUUCCUGAUCACGUGGCUACCGUAUUUCGCCAUAAGGAUGGGGCUUUUUCUGCAAGACGUAGCGCAGAUUGUUCUUUUAAUAUCCUGGUGGCGGGUGGGCUACAACCUCACGCUUUUCAACAGCUGGUUAAGCACAGUACUGAAUCCACUACUAUUCAGUCUCAUGUCGACAAAGUUUAGAAGAUCGCUAAAGUUAUUUUGGAGAAAAAAAAUCAAGAGAGAUUCGGAAGUAAGUCGAAAAUCCAAAAUAUGAAUGCCGAUGAAUGUGAAUUAGCAGCAACAAUGUCUGAAAUAGUAAACAAUAAAACUUCUCGUCAAAAGAAGAAAAUUAAACCACAAGAAAAUGCGGUGAAGAAUAGAAAUUAUUUUAGACAAGUCCGUAAAUAAUUGAAAGCCAUUAAAACGGUGACCGAAUUUCCCUUCCAUUUAGGUGGCGGUGGAUAUGAGACACGUAUCGUAGAAUAUUCGAAACGCGAUGUGUGCAGGCGCCUCAUCUGAAAUGUUGGCUACCAAUCAGUUACGUCUGCGCACGCACCGGGAAAUCAAGAAGACCAUGGCGCGAAUGUACUUACGUUAAAUUAGUUUUAGAAGAGCGCAUUCAAUUUAUGCUGCAUUUAUUGGACUCAUUAUUAGUUGACCCUGACUGUACAAUAUAUUAAAUCUGAACAUAGAUUUUAAUACAUUGGAAUUUGCCAAUCCGCGGGCCUGAUAAAAAGAUGUUUUCCAAAUAUUUAAGUCAUAACUGAAACCCACUCGCCGACACUUGACACGAUGCAUGCGGCAGCGGCACGGCAUUGCCUCUGCGGGGUUAGCUUAUUAUAAAAGUCUGCGUCAUGACAUCUGUGUGAUGACGAACCACGCGUGGUUACAUUUGAAUCAGAGUGUAAGUAAUAUAAAUAAAAAGUCUAAACAAAACAUGUGAAGCUAUGUGUCUAUAAUAAAACAGUAGGAUAGGCCAAAGCGAGGUAUGUGGCUUCGCUCUUACAAUAGUGCGUAUGUUUAUGUUAUUGGAUUACAAUGGAUAAUAAAUAAAAUUUUCAUUACUAUUUUUGAGAUUUAUGUUUUCAUGAAUGAUAAACAGCCCAAAAUUGCAUAUUUUAUUGUUGUUUUUUAAAAGUUUGAA
Manduca sexta (tobacco hornworm) is the source of this 1966-nucleotide messenger RNA. RefSeq names its product neuromedin-U receptor 1. Gene Ontology annotation, biological process: G protein-coupled receptor signaling pathway. Lineage: Eukaryota; Metazoa; Arthropoda; Insecta; Lepidoptera; Sphingidae. The coding region runs from base 17 to 1096 and encodes 359 amino acids. Gene Ontology annotation, cellular component: membrane. The record is from RefSeq and is a predicted model, not a curated record. The transcript is spliced from 4 exons. Gene Ontology annotation, molecular function: G protein-coupled receptor activity.